AACCUGAGACCGAGAGAGAGAGAGAGAGAGAGAGAGAGAGAGAGAGAGACGAUGGAUGCUCUGAAGGCCUCGUAUAGAGGCAGCUCGUCGGAUGAAGAAGACGACAUAGUCUCAACUGCACCGUCAGACUUGUCGCCGCCGCCGCCGCCUCCGUCUCUGCCACCGCCGCCUCUCUCGCUUCUCGAUUUUCCCAAUUCCAUCUCCGCGUUACAUGACUUACCAAUCGCUCAGCCCACUAGAUUUCGGAGCUUCCCUCAUGUUGAAGGAAACUAUGCCCUACACGUCUAUAUUCCAGUUUAUAUACCAACUACAUCAAAGAAGGAGGUGGUCCUGUUUUUGAAGAAAGUCUCCUCACUUGUGCCCUCUCUCCAUCUUGUUGAUAUUGACGUUCCUUUGACCUCUUUAUGCAAAGAUGAGCACAAGCUUGAGCAAGCCUUGGCCAGAGAAUUUCACAUAAGUUUAUCAAGAACAGUGCCAAUCCGAGUGCACCAGAUUGACUCAAUAGUGUCAAUGCUUCGUCAGAAGCUUCAGUGUCAAAGGCGUUAUUGGAUUGAUUUUAGCAAGUGGGAGACUUUUGUUAAUGAUGACCUCUCUCGGACCUUCCUGUCAAUGGAAAUUAUCGCUGGAGGGCUAAUGGAGAUAAGAAAACAGAUUCAAGUUGUUAAUGAGGUUUAUAAGUUCCACAAUCUUCCUGAAUUUUACAAGGAAGAGAGGCCACAUAUAUCCUUAGCCUGGGCAUUAGGUGACCUUAGUAAAUUAUUGAGUCGUGUAGUUGACGACAAAAUGAAGAGGUCCUCCAUGGCACCAUCAAAGAGAUGUAUUUUCACCACUAAAUUCAGUGGCAUUGAAUGUAAGAUUGGUAAAAAAACGUAUAAAAUAUGUAAAUCUCCAGAUGAAUAAGAGGAACAUGAUAAAUUUGUACGAGUAUUAUAUUGCUUUCUUGGUAUACCCAUGAAAUUAUUUCUAGUUAUUUGGGUCUUUUCAAAACCUCAUUAACAUACCAAGAAAGUAAAACAACUUUCUUUCUGUUCUGCAGAGGUUUCUCUUUUAUAGUCUUCCAUGAUAUUUAAUUGUGAAGCUUUGUUUCUAUGAUUUUUAGGGUGUACAUUCUUGGCACCAUUGAUAUAAAAGAGCUCCGGAAUCAUGUUAGGAAAUGGAGGGAACACUGGGAGUUUGCGAGUAGAUAAUCUUCUAAAAGGUGUGAAUUGCUUUGUUUUUUUGCCUAGGUACAACACCAAUAAAUGUGCAUUUGAUGCACAUAAAGUAGCUACCCCUCCAUUUCCUACCAAAUCUUGAAAUCCAUUUAACCAAUAUUUUGUUCGGAUUCAUUGAAGAAAUUAUUAUUUAAAAAGUGCUUGAAAAUACCCCACACCACUUCUCGUGGUAGGAAAAAGAGAAUGUUACAUGCAAAGAAUUUCUCAGAGAACUUUUACCAACAUCUAUUGGGAAGUAUUGGCUUCCUAGCUAAUAGUGCAUAUAGCUAUAGCUACAUGUUUUAAGUCCCUUAUUUCGAUGACUCUCACCUCCUUAAAGCCCCUUGUUAGGUUUAAUGCCUCUAUUUGGGCUUUGGGCGUCGAUUUAUAAGGAGUUUUGUUCUUACUUUUUAGGUCUUAUUUUUUUGAAUUUGUGUCC
This is a messenger RNA of Momordica charantia (bitter melon), 1632 nucleotides long. Its product is annotated as U6 snRNA phosphodiesterase-like protein. The record is from RefSeq and is a predicted model, not a curated record. Gene Ontology annotation, biological process: U6 snRNA 3'-end processing. Gene Ontology annotation, cellular component: nucleus. Gene Ontology annotation, molecular function: 3'-5'-RNA exonuclease activity. NCBI's taxonomy places the organism in Eukaryota, Viridiplantae, Streptophyta, Magnoliopsida, Cucurbitales, Cucurbitaceae.